Molecule: messenger RNA, 828 nt
Organism: Penicillium hordei
Lineage: Eukaryota; Fungi; Ascomycota; Eurotiomycetes; Eurotiales; Aspergillaceae
Exons: 3
Source: RefSeq, a predicted model, not a curated record
CGAUGUGCUCACAUCAUAAACUUGUGCCUCACGGGUAUUUUCCAAGCCACUUCGGAAAUGCUUCUUUAUAGAUCUGGCGGAAAAGGUUCAAUGCGUUAUAUUUUCAUCCAUGGGAACCAUGAAAUUGGCUCUUUCUCUGAUGAGGUGACUGUGGAUGCAAAAAUUGUGGUUUUCACUGGACGAGGCAACAUGUACGUAAAUGGUUCAUGGUUCUUUAUGUUGUACACAGGAAGUACUGACAAAACGGGUAGAUUAUACGGCGAUAACGUCGAUAAUUCCUCUACGAAGUAUUCGUUCAGCAAUGGAGUCUGUACUCUCGUUGAUGGCCAACCUAAUAAGUUUGUUCCUGCUCGGGACUUCACUGAACCGCUUUUGAAAAACGUUUCCAUUCCCACCCUUAUUAUGGGAGAAAUCCCUACCGAUCAAGUCGGCUUUUCCUCAAAAUCGCAGGACGAUGUUCUUUACCUGUACGAAUUAACAGUAAUGGUAUAUGGCAGAAGUGACCGUGCACUUUGCAGUCUCAACGACAGAGCCUACCUUGGCAAAACAAUGCGGAGCUUUGUGCCGUACUUUGUUCAGUCAAUGUCUAUUAUAAGUGACAGUUACCUCCCAGGCGAUGCACAGACUUUGUGUAAAAUAAUUACACGUGAUCUGAAGCUGAAAGCAGAUGAGAAGGAUCUGAAUGAGUUUAUCGAAGUAUAUCGGAAUCGAUACUUCCGUAAUCCUUCCGUACCGAAAGAGGCUAUUCUUGAAUCAUGCUUGCUUAACAUUGUCAAAAUGCCUUUCGACCUCAAUUCUUCCAUCAGGCAUGGUUUAAUUAAGCAAUGA